CCAUAAUUCUUCCGCAUUGCUGCAAGUGAAAGACUGGAUGUUACAUCGACAGACCGAUCUUUUUUAUCUUUCGAUCUGAUCACGCCACAGGAUGUUACGCCUCUUAAUUUUAGCGUCUAUGUGCGCUAUUAUUAACGCCGGCAUAUUAUCAAAUUACAUGCUGGAAUAUCCUCGUACUUUGCAAAGCUUGUUCGGCACGAAAAGAGAAGCCACUGAGGAGAGAACUGGUGAACGCGAAGUAUGCAAGACCAAAGAAUGCAGUUUAAUUGCAAAAAUAAUAAAGGAGAGUAUGGAUGAGUCAGUGGACCCAUGCGACGAUUUUUAUGACUAUGCUUGUGGAAAUUGGUCGAAUGUCACUCCCAUACCUGAAAAUGCUUCUACCUGGAGUAUGUGGGAAAUGGUGCAGGAGAGGAUCGAAGGACAAAUUAAAGGUUUGUCACUUUUAAUGUAUUUGGAUUACAAUUUCUACACUCUCAUUCAAUGCGAAAGUAGUAUUAUACUAAUAUAAUGACCUCGUUGCGAAAUUAAAAAUAA
Messenger RNA from Ceratina calcarata, 534 nucleotides. Its product is annotated as membrane metallo-endopeptidase-like 1. Gene Ontology annotation, molecular function: metalloendopeptidase activity. NCBI's taxonomy places the organism in Eukaryota, Metazoa, Arthropoda, Insecta, Hymenoptera, Apidae. The transcript has 3 exons. The coding region runs from base 92 to 508 and encodes 138 amino acids. Gene Ontology annotation, cellular component: plasma membrane. Gene Ontology annotation, biological process: protein processing. The record is from RefSeq and is a predicted model, not a curated record.